AUGAGGAANAGUCUACUUAAUGAUGAAAAUUUUGUACUUUUAAUCAACCAAAGUGUUCCGCUUUGGCUAGAUGAGUUUAAAGAGGUAAUCGACAAAAGAGUAUUAUGGGAUUUGAUUAAGUACAGGAUAAGACAGGUAACGAUAAAUUAUAGCAAGGAAAACGCUCGACAAAGAAGGCAAAAGAUAUCUGAUAUUGAAAACUCUCGCAAAGUCUUGGAGGAAAAGUGCGGUAAUAACCCUACUACCGAGAAUAUUGAACAACUUGAAAUUUUGAAAUUGGAACAUGAAAAUAUUUAUGAGGAAUUUUCAAAGGGAGCAAUCAUUCGCUCGAAGGCAACUUGGUAUGAAAAGGGAGAGAAAAGUAACAAAUAUUUCCUCAAUCUAGAAUCUCAUCAGAAGGCUAAAAGUUCAGUUCGUAAGGUUUUU
Messenger RNA from Porites evermanni, 426 nucleotides. NCBI's taxonomy places the organism in Eukaryota, Metazoa, Cnidaria, Anthozoa, Scleractinia, Poritidae. The record is from the annotation of a GenBank genome assembly.